Molecule: messenger RNA, 1104 nt
Organism: Penicillium arizonense
Lineage: Eukaryota; Fungi; Ascomycota; Eurotiomycetes; Eurotiales; Aspergillaceae
Exons: 1
Coding region: 1-1104 (367 amino acids)
Biological process (GO): zinc ion import across plasma membrane
Cellular component (GO): plasma membrane
Molecular function (GO): high-affinity zinc transmembrane transporter activity
Source: RefSeq, a predicted model, not a curated record
AUGUCCGACUUUGACCCGCACAAUGUCGACCUCGACACUGUCGACGCCGCUCAGAUCACCUGCUACCUCAACAGCGAAGGAAACGAGUACGACGGCCGCCUAGGCGCACGCAUCUCGGCCAUCUUCGUCAUUCUCAUCGUCUCCUCCGCCGCAACAUUCUUCCCCGUUCUCGCCAAACGUCUCCCCCGUCUACGCAUCCCACUCUACGUCUAUCUAUUUGCCAAAUAUUUUGGCUCCGGUGUCAUUAUUGCCACAGCCUUUAUCCACCUCCUAGACCCGGCUUAUGAUGAAAUCGGCCCUGCCUCCUGCGUCGGCAUGACAGGCCACUGGGCCGAUUACUCCUGGUGCCCCACCAUCGUUCUCACCUCGCUAAUGAUGGUCUUCCUCCUCGACUUCGGCGCAGAGCGUUACGUCGAGAAGAAAUACGGUCUAUGCCGUGACGACCCCGAGCCGCUCAUGGCCCAGGGCGUCGAAGUAAUCCAGCACCAGCUUGGUCUGCGCCGGUCAAACUCAAACUCGCACUCACACUCACACUCUUCGUCAGCACUGGACUCAAAGGACAAGCAGGCUAAAGAAGUCGAAGCCCAGUCUUUAGAGGAAGGCGCACUCGACCGUUCAUUCCGCCAACAAAUCUCCGCCUUCCUCAUCCUCGAGUUCGGCAUAGUCUUCCACUCUGUCAUCAUCGGAUUGAAUCUCGGCGUGACUGGCAACGAAUUCCCAGCGCUAUACCCCGUCCUCGUCUUCCACCAAUCCUUCGAGGGUCUCGGUAUCGGCGCACGAAUGUGUUCCAUCCCAUUCAGGAAGGAGAGUUGGCUACCUUGGGCGCUGUGUGCGGCGUACGGAUUGACGACCCCUAUUUCUAUUGCAAUUGGUCUUGGUGUGCGGACGACGUAUAACCCGGGCUCGUUUACGGCGAAUGUGGUCUCGGGUGUUUUGGAUGCGGUUUCUGCAGGGAUUCUGAUCUAUACCGGUCUUGUGGAGUUGUUGGCGAGGGAUUUCUUGUUUGAUCCGCAUCGGACACGGGAUGAUAAGAGGUUGACCUUUAUGGUUGUUUCGUUGUUGCUGGGUGCUGGUAUUAUGGCUCUGUUAGGGAAGUGGGCGUGA